CUGCAGCCAGAGUUCGGGUCUUUAGAUCCGGGUCUAUGGUUUCGCAGCGAGGCGCGGAAUUCUCUGUGGUUUCUGUCCCUCCAGACUGGAUCCCCGGCCUCUGGCAGCAUGAACAUCAACAAGAUAGCGAUCUUUGGAGCCACCGGCAGAACCGGGCUCGCCACCCUGGCACAGGCGGUGCAAGCAGGUUACCAAGUGACAGUGCUGGUGAGGGAUAUCUCCAAGCUACCCUCUGAUGGUCCCCAGCCAGCCCGGGUGGUGGUGGGUGAUGUCCUGCAAGCAGACAACGUGAAUGAAACUGUGGCAGGGCAGGAUGCUGUCAUUAUAUUGCUGGGCACCGGCAGUGACCUGAGUCCCACCACCGUGAUGUCAGAGGGCACCCGGAACAUUGUGGCCGCCAUGAAGGCCCAUGGCGUGGACAAGGUCGUGGCCUGCACCUCGGCUUUCCUCUUGUGGGACCCAGCUCAGGUCCCUGCCCGGCUCCAGGCAGUGACCGAUGACCACAUCCGUAUGCAUAAACUGCUGUUGGAUUCCGGUCUACACUACGUGGCUGUGAUGCCCCCGCACAUUGCUGGGGACCAGCCACUGACAGGAGCCUACAAUGUGACUGUGGAUGGACGGGGUCCCUUCAGAGUCAUCUCCAAACAUGACCUGGGACACCUCAUGCUUCGAUGCCUCACCACAACUGAGUAUGAUGGACAUAUCAUCUACCCUUCCCAUCAGUAUACCUAGGAGAAUGUGGAAUCCGUACCAUGAGCCUAGCCCCAACCCAGCCCGACCACGGGUGAGAAGGAGCAGCGCUUGGUCCUGUCCUUUGGAAGCAGGGAUAGCCCAUUGCUGAGUGGGGCUAUGGGAGGAAAGCAGCAAACAGAACAAUAAAAGAUCCUGUAGUACCAAGUA
Trichosurus vulpecula (common brushtail) is the source of this 900-nucleotide messenger RNA. RefSeq names its product biliverdin reductase B (gene BLVRB). The transcript has 5 exons. Bases 109 to 732 code for a protein of 207 amino acids. The record is from RefSeq and is a predicted model, not a curated record. Lineage: Eukaryota; Metazoa; Chordata; Mammalia; Diprotodontia; Phalangeridae.